AUGUACAACAAUUAUAGAUGGUCAUCCUUAAAAGAAACAAGCUCUAAUGAGACAUUAAGAAGAGCUCAGCUUCGAGAGAUAGUACAACUUCAAGCGAAACAGCAAGCUCUGUUGCCAAGACAAGGUCGUUUUCGAAAUUUAUGGUGGAUCGAUGGAAAUAUACACCUGAGUGCAAACUGGGAUGAAGCUUUUGAUGUUGAUUGGGAGAAAUAUUCAGUUCGAACUGAUAUGUAUAAUGUGCAUGGAAGUGCAAUUGAACGUGAAAUUACUUUUGCAGAUCCACAAAGAAUGCUCACUAGUACAAAAGCCAGUAAUAAAAAAAAAGAACCAGACGGAUCUUUUUUACCAUUUGACAAACCUGACUUAAAUUCAAAUGGACGUGAAGGCCCUAAUUCU
This is a messenger RNA of Funneliformis caledonium, 396 nucleotides long. The record is from the annotation of a GenBank genome assembly. Lineage: Eukaryota; Fungi; Glomeromycota; Glomeromycetes; Glomerales; Glomeraceae.